AGCAGCCUAGAGAAGAGACUGAACAUUCCUUUGGUUGGAACAUAUAAGGAUUGCGGCAUGUCACGUUUUACUGGUCAGUUUUUCAUGUAAAAAUUGGAUCACUUUAUAAACAUACAGUUGUACACAAUGCUUGAAAAUAAACAGCAAAAAAGGAUGAUAAAACUUGAUAAACUGUUGGAUGGAAUCGAAAGAGCAAAUAAACAUGAUACUGAAGCUUACACUUCUGGUCACUUAAACCAUAACCAUCUAUUCAAGCCACAGGUCCUGGAAAAAAAAGUGUUCUGGAAAAAUACAAAGAAAUCAGAUCAUCUCCAUCUCAGUGAACUACAAUGUGGCCACAAUAACAAGUUCAUGAAGAUGAGAGUUGCUCCAACAAAUUUUACAUUAAAGACAAAAGUGGUACAAGAUCAGAAUGUUGAAUCAAAAUCCCUGUUUUCACCUCGUAUACAACUGUCUGGUUCUGUUACGUUAACAAAGACUCCAAUUGCUAGUGGUUUCACUAGCAACCAAGAAUAUAAUGUACCAUUGCAGAGUGAAGGAAUAGACCUCCCUGAUUUAAAACAGUUGAAGUCUGAAAACUGUAUUAACAGAACAUCAUUCCAAGACUUUAACCAUGAAUAUAAUUUUGUGCCUGCUUUCUUUGCUGGUGUGACCAAAGCAGAUCAAUUUAGCAUAUUUCAAACGCUUGAAAAAGAUAUCCUUGAAAAAGAAGAUCUAACUAAGGAUUUCUUCAAGCAUGCUUCAGCUGAAAAGUACAAGACAGAAUUAGAAAAGGAUCUCAUGAAAGUUGCUCAUAUUAAGCCUCCACAUUUUGCUCGAUUACAGAUCUUCAGUGAAACAUUUGGAAAUUUAUGCAGAGACUCUUCCAUAUUUGGAAAUAUAUUAAGUGAAAUUAAGAAUGCAUAUGAUCUGUACAUUGAACAUCUUUUGGAUACUCAGUCUUCAACACAAUUUGAGGUGUUGAUGUCUGAUAUAAAUGGCUUGAGAAAAAGAGCUGUUAAGACUGAAGAUGUGCAAGAAACUUUCCUCUCGGUGCAGAAGCUUGAAUAUAAAGCUCAGACUGUUUUAGAAUGUAAUGAGCAGCUUAGACAUUUUUUGAAGAAAACACUUCAAACCUCAUCAACCAAGGAAACAGAAAAAUGUGAAGAGCCACCGAUAGAUAUCACAUCAAAAAUGUCAAGAAAUGAGUAUUAUUUUACAAAAGAUAUGCAACUUCUUCCCUCAAAACGAAGAGAAGUACUAGCACUAUGCAAGGAAGUUCAAUAUUUGGAAGAAAAAAUCUACAAAAACAUGAGUCAUGCAGUAAAUUCUGAGACAACAGCACAAUAUAUCAAAGAUAUACAGGCAGAAACUGUGAAACUUCAAUCAUCAAAUGAUUUUCUCCAUCGGGCAAAUAAGGACCUUCAUAAUGAAAUAAAAAAGAUUGUAUUGAAACAGAAGUUGGCACUAGAAGCACAAACGGAAAUUAAAGAAUUGAUGGAAUGCUUCAUAUCAAGUGACAAAUAAUCCACAGUUUUUAGAAAAUCUGAAAAAAAUAAAAACUGAUCUUAAUCUUUACUUGUGUAUCUUAAUGUUUGUGAAUAAAAAAUAUUCUUAUAUGUGUCUGA
Messenger RNA from Pelobates fuscus (common spadefoot toad), 1607 nucleotides. It is a transcript of the gene C2H6orf118, whose product is annotated as chromosome 2 C6orf118 homolog. The record is from RefSeq and is a predicted model, not a curated record. The transcript is spliced from 10 exons. Bases 127 to 1506 code for a protein of 459 amino acids. NCBI's taxonomy places the organism in Eukaryota, Metazoa, Chordata, Amphibia, Anura, Pelobatidae.